AUGGAGUUUACAACUAUUUUUGUAUUACUUGGUGUAAUUCUUGUCGGUUUUACAUCAGCUCAAGUACCUAUACCAUCGCAUCCAGAUGGAUAUGGAGUUGGUGGACCAGCUGAUGCACAUGUUGUUGUCGAAAUGUUUUUAGAUCCACUUUGUCCAGAUUGUAAAGCUUCUUGGCCAACUGUUUUACAAGUUAUUCAAUAUUACGGCACAAAAAUUCAUUUUCGUUUUCAUACAUUUCCACUUCCUUAUCAUACAAAUUCAUUUGUAGCAUCACAAGGUGUACAUGUUAUUGCUAAUGCUACAAGUCGAAAUUUAGAUGCUAUUUUUCUAUAUGUAACUAAAGUAUUUGAAAAUCAAGAAAAAUGGUACAAUGAUGCAACAAAAACUAUGACUAUGCCGCAAGUUGUUGAUUCACUUGCAACAUUUGUUGCUCAACUUGGUUUAGUGACAAAAGAUAAAUUUUUAGCAGGCAUGGCAAAUGAUGAUAUAAAUGAUGAAACACGUAUUUCAUGGAAAUAUGCUUGCUCAAGAAAUGUUGUUGGUACACCAACCUUUCUUAUUAAUGGUGUCGCUGUAAGUGCAGAUGCAUCAUGGUCAGUUGAUGAUUGGAAAUCUGUUAUUGACCCUAUAUUAGCAUCAAAUGGAGUUGCACCAUCUAAAGUAAAAGAUUGUCCAUCAGGUCAAACAGAAUGUGAUUAUGCUCCACAUAAAAGUCAAUGUUGUUUAGCUGGUGAACGUUGUAUUAAAAAUGUUGGUUGUCGAUGUUUUAAUUUAAAACUUGGCAAUAAAUGUCUUUGA
Molecule: messenger RNA, 798 nt
Organism: Rotaria sp. Silwood2
Lineage: Eukaryota; Metazoa; Rotifera; Eurotatoria; Philodinida; Philodinidae
Source: the annotation of a GenBank genome assembly